CCCUUUUCAAACCGCAUGUUUCGCAAAGCAUAGACGGAUCAGGUCUUAGCGACGAAUAUACCAUCAGACUAUGUCGCCUUCGUCAUCUUUAUUCGUAUCCAGGGCUUCCGCCAUGGCCUCAUGGCUAUGGUUACUCACGCUAACCAUGGUCCAGGUGGCUCUCUGUGAGGGUGAUCAGGAACGACUGCAUCCUCAUCGGCAUCUUCAUAGACCUGGCGCGGAUACUCAGCCUCUCCUGGGAGUUGAACUCCAACCACGGCUUCUUGGAGACUCCUUAUUUGACAACAACCUUCCCGUGGUCUGCCGAACUGAGACAGUAUAUUCGACCACGUCAGUUCCUGUCUCGACCUCUCCUACGGCCUCACCUGUGUCAAGCCUCUUAGGCUUCGUGUCAGACGAGGUUGUCCCUGUCACCACUCGAACUGUGGACAGUGCCAUAGUCCAGAUACCAGCAACUUUAUCUGACAAGACACCGCAAACAACAGGUGUCGUGGUCAGCGAGCUCGAAACCGAAGGCCAAGUCACCUCGUGCCCGAUCAUAGAGGAUCCUAUCCCUUCUCCAACGACAACCAUACAGGUUGACUCCUCUUCGUUGGGGCAUGUGCUACCCGUUCCUGAAUAUCCUUCGGAGGAGCUCAAAAUGCCUUCGUCCGACAUCUUCGCAGAGCCCAUCUCCACAGCGCCACCCCCACCUCAGUUCGAGGUUCGCAAUGACCAUCCCGCCGAGAAGAAAGGGGUCAUAUCCCAACCACCCAUCCAAACGAAUAAGUUCUUCGGCAAUUUUCUCGUCGGAGAUCAGUCAGCACCGACGUACAUCAAUCCGUACUCCAUAGCCUGGGCUGCAGGGAGAGGGCCUGCCGGAAGCCAUGGCAUGGCCAUCUCGCACAUCGAGGCAGACCAGAGGGUUUAUGGUCCGACAAAGCCAACCGGUGCCUCUUCGUAUUUCAUCAACCCCAUUGGUAUCCAGUCUAUCAUUGUCAGUGCCAAAGAGCUCGGUAGCGAGGCGACGCUGGCGACCGACAAUAUAACGGCCUUUUCCGCACGAGUUCAUCUCCGGCCUCGUAGCAACUCAAGUCCGGCUGUGUCGUUUCCGCUUGUGCAGGGCAUGGCCUUCGUCACUGCCCAGUAUGCCGGGGCGACGCCGGUCAUCCAAACAGGUGUCUUCUUCCGCAACGUCACCCGUGUGAUGUGGGACCCCAAACCGGGCGUUGUUAAGUUCAACUUCCACCUGGAAGACGGCAGAACAUGGCGUGUCUACUCCUAUGCGACUCGUGGUGACCCCCUGGAUCUGCAUGUUGUCAACAACGGAUACGCAGAGGCGCGGCGGCCCUUCUACGGCAUCAUUCAAGUCGCGAAGGACCCGGGCAACGGCGAGGGCCUUUAUGACGAGGCAGCAGGCGUUUUCCCCACCAACGUUGAGCUUACCGGGACCGCUAGCCACAACAUCGGCUCUUACACCUUCGACUUUGCCAAGGAAGGUCACCCCCAAGGCAGACUCCUCAUGUAUGCUCUGCCUCAUCAUGUCGAUUCUUUCGAUGACAAGACCAGAUCGGCUAUCUGCGACAUGAAGCUUCAGACCCCCACAAAAGGUAUGGCCACCGCCGUCAUGGCGGACCGAUGGACCAUGGUAGAGCGCAAGCUGCCGGUGGAUAUGAACUUUGCGCCCUGGGAUCCAGAACGCGGGACCCUUACGAAAAUGUCCGAUCAGGCGAGGGCUGCGGUGCGCAGGGUCGCAAUCCGGGAAGCGUCCCAGGACAUGGCGGAGCUGUCCGAUCUCGAUUCAAUGUACUUCAGCGGGAAGACACUGGCGAAGUUCGGUAUUCUGCUCGUUGCCAUCAAUGAUCUGCUCGGUGACAGGCAGUUGGCCCACGAAGCGCUUCCAAGACUGAAGUACGCUUUCGGUCGAUUUGCCGCCAAUCGACAGAAGCACCCUCUGGUAUACGAACGCGUCUGGGGCGGUCUCGUCUCGUCGGGCUCGUAUGUCACAGGAGACACUGGUGUGGAUUUUGGUAACACCAUGUACAACGACCAUCAUUUUCAUUAUGGUUACCACAUCCUCGCGGCUGCGGCCAUUGCCCAUAUGGAUCCGAGUUGGAUCCCCGAGAACAAGGCAUAUGUCGACUUGCUCAUUCGCGACUUUGCCAACCCGAGUGCCAAGGACAGAUAUUUCCCCCAAUGGCGGUCUUUCGAUUGGUAUCACGGGCACAGCUGGGCCCACGGUCUUUUCCCGUCUUUUGAUGGAAAGGACCAAGAGUCGAGCUCAGAGGACAUGAUGCAGGCGUACGCUGUUAAGAUGUGGGGUACAGUGACGGGCGAUGCCAAUAUGGCCAUGCGGGGCAAUCUUCAGUUGGCCGUGCUAGCGCGGUCCCUCAGGCACUACUAUCUUUACACCAUCGACAAUCAGGUCCAGCCAGAGCGCUUCGUCGGCAACAAGGUGGCGGGUAUCUUGUUCGAGAACAAGUGCGAUCACACUACGUACUUCGGAGCCAACAUCGAAUACAUCCAAGGCAUCCACAUGAUCCCGCUGUUGGCUCCGUCUCCUUUCAUCCGGUCGAAACGGUUCGUCGACGAGGAAUGGGACGUGUAUUUCAGCCAAGGCCGAGCGCACGACGUCGAAGGCGGCUGGAGAGGCAUCGUGUUUGGGAAUUUGGCGACGGUCAAUCCAACGGCUGCGUGGGAUUUCUUUAACCAGACUCACUUUGAUCCGGCGUGGAUAGACGGUGGUGCCAGUUUGACAUGGUACUUGACAUAUGCCGCAAUCAUGGGUGGGAUUUGACAGGGAAGGGGAGGAUAGGGCAUUAAUGUGGUGAGGAUAGCAUAGACGAGAGCAUUUUCUUUCCUUUCCUUUUCUUUCUCCCUCCGUUUUUGAAACAUGGGCGGCAUUCUGGUCUGUCAGACGCGAGAUACGAGUGUUCACCACUAUAUGCAGUGCGCGUGCCAUGGUUACCUACGAGGCCUAUCUGUUACUCGGUUGUUAGGUGCCAUGCCUGCCUUCCCCGAGAGCAACCGCAAUGGAAGGCCCCAAAGAGGCGUCGGGUAGACGAGAGCGGGGAUAGAUGAUUAUCAUACCUGGAGGAUAUCAACCUGUAUCUGUGCUAGACCUGGCUCUGCAAACGAUGUGUACCGAGAAACUAGAGCUACCGAAUAGAUACCUUAGAUAGCAUUGCUUCCUCCAAGUCGAAUCGGAAUAAGGCAGGGCAGUACGUUGUACGGAUAUCGAAGAGGUGACGCAUCACAGCCCACUCUUUCACACCAUCCC
This is a messenger RNA of Sodiomyces alkalinus F11, 3259 nucleotides long. Its product is annotated as family 81 glycosyl hydrolase. The transcript has 6 exons. Lineage: Eukaryota; Fungi; Ascomycota; Sordariomycetes; Glomerellales; Plectosphaerellaceae. Gene Ontology annotation, molecular function: endo-1,3(4)-beta-glucanase activity; glucan endo-1,3-beta-D-glucosidase activity. Gene Ontology annotation, cellular component: cell surface. The coding region runs from base 113 to 2776 and encodes 887 amino acids. The record is from RefSeq and is a predicted model, not a curated record.